Dentiscutata erythropus is the source of this 1836-nucleotide messenger RNA. The record is from the annotation of a GenBank genome assembly. NCBI's taxonomy places the organism in Eukaryota, Fungi, Glomeromycota, Glomeromycetes, Diversisporales, Gigasporaceae.
AUGCCACCCAAUAAUCCAAAUUUUACCGGUCAAAUACCACAUAAUAAUCAAGUGCCAGCUAAUAUUCCUGCUCAGAAUUUUACUAGACAAAAUGUCACUCAAAAUCCAAUGCCAAUUCAUAACCUUCCUGGUAAAAAUCAUUUAUCUCAACAACAACCAGUUGUUGUUAAUAACCUUGGUCAAAAUCUUAACCAGCAACCAUUUACUGGCAAUUAUAAUCAACCACGAGGUUAUCCACAAACAAAUCAAAAUCACAUCGCUCUAAAAUCUGCUCCAGUUAUACCUAUAGUGAAUCAACGAUCCAUUCCCCCUAAACCGGCUGCACUAAGUGGAGGUCAACAAAUCAACCACGGAAAUAGUAUACAAUACCUUAACACUAACCCUAACCCAAUUCCAAGUAAUAUAAACAAUAUUGGUCCAGGUCCAGGUGGAAAUCCAACUGUAAAUGUACAAGGAAAUCCACAAAGUCGACAAAAUACAUAUACUCAUACUCAACCUAUCCAUUCAAAUAUGCCUCAAAACUUUCAACCUCCAAACGGUGUUAAUUUAGGUCCUAGUGGACAAAACGCAACAGGUUUUAUACAACAAAAUCACAAUAUUGUUCCAAAUUCUGGUAUGCAGACUCCUGGUGCUGCUCCAAAUUCUGGUAGGCAAACUCCCGUUACUCUAAAUUCUGGUGGUGGAAAACCUCCAAAUUCUGGUGGGCAACCUCCAAACUCUGGUGGGCAACCUCCAAAUUCUGGUGGGCAACCUCCUAAUACUACUCCAAUACAAACGCCUAAUGCUCCAAAUUCUGGUAGUAAACAAUUCCCCUUUCCUAAUGGCAAUAGUGCCUAUCUCACUAGCGUUAUAAAUAUAAAGUGCCCAAUGAUACAACAAUGUAUUGAGGUUAAGGAAAGAUAUAAAAAAGAAUUUGGAACUGUGUUGGGUUAUGAAGAUACUGAAGAAUGCCAUACCGGCUAUCACGCUGGAUUUGGUGACGUUGUAGGAUUACGUCAUCAUUUUUACUAUGGUGCGAAAGUUAAUGGAGACUCUCUUUUUACAAACACGAGAGAAAAUCUUGUAAUAAUCGCUGCAAGAUAUUGUAGUAGAAGGAAAUUGAUUGAGAUAUUUAAACUUUUGAAAGAAUAUAACGCAAAUUUCAAACGUGUUUCAAAUAGCACUGGAAAAACUCCGUUACAUUGUUUAUAUGAAAACACAUCCUUUGCCAAAGAUCUCAAUGAUCAUAAAGGAUUACAAAAGUUUCAUAAGUAUAUGAAAGAAGCAAUAGAAUUUUUAGUAGAUAAUGGAUGUAAUAUUAAUGCUAUGGAUCAUGGUAGACAAACAUUAUUAUCGUACUAUUUAUCUGACAGAUUUAGACACAAAGAGACCACACCGAUUAUUUUGACCUUACUAAAAAAAGGAGCAGACCCAAAUAUUCCAUCAAAAGUAACAAUAGCAUCAUAUAAUGCACCUAAUGCAUUGUUUUUGGCCGUAAAGAUUGGUUGGUCAAUCGAAGUUCUUGAUGCACUAUUGAAUCGAGGAGCAAGAGUUGACAUAAAAGAUGAUAAUGGUGAUAAUCUGUUAGUAUUAGCUGCUAAAGAAAAACAGUCUGAUUCAAAAAAACCGUUUGAUACAAUUAAUUGGAUAUUAGAGACAAUCCCUGAAGCUAGUACUAGAGACUGUGUAGAAGCUGCUAUGAAGAUCUUAGAUAGAAAAUACAGAAAUAAACUUUCUAAAUGGAAAGGAUCUGAUGGUGAGAGUAGACGACGAUUAGUUCAAGAAAAUUUAGAACUCAAAAAGCAGUUAAGAACAGAAACCGAAUCUUCAAAGGAACAAGAAAGUGUAUCUGAUUAA